Cyphellophora europaea CBS 101466 is the source of this 1764-nucleotide messenger RNA. RefSeq lists its product as uncharacterized. Gene Ontology annotation, cellular component: catalytic step 2 spliceosome. Gene Ontology annotation, biological process: protein peptidyl-prolyl isomerization. Gene Ontology annotation, molecular function: peptidyl-prolyl cis-trans isomerase activity. The record is from RefSeq and is a predicted model, not a curated record. The transcript has a single exon. NCBI's taxonomy places the organism in Eukaryota, Fungi, Ascomycota, Eurotiomycetes, Chaetothyriales, Cyphellophoraceae. Bases 1 to 1764 code for a protein of 587 amino acids.
AUGUCCGCCCACUAUAACCUCGAACCUCCCCCCACAGCCACCGUCCUCCUGCACACCACAGCCGGCGACAUCCAACUCUCGCUCUUCGCGCAGCAGACACCGCUCACGUGCCGCAAUUUCCUGCAGCACUGCCUGGACGGCACGUACGACAACCUCCCCUUCCACCGCAUCGCGUCGGACUUUGUGAUACAGACCGGAGACCCUACGGGCACGGGGGACGGCGGACAGAAUAUCUACGAGGACGAUGAGUUUGAGAAGUACGACGAGCGCUGGGCGCGGUUGCUGGGGCGCGAGGAGGGCGACAAAAUCGUUUUCGGCGAUGAGGUGCAUAGUAGGUUGAAGUUUGGGAGGAGGGGUUUGCUCGGCAUGGCUAAGGAUGCCGAGGGAGGGUAUGGAAGCCAGUGGUUUGUGACGUUGGGAAAUGUGGGUAGAGAACUGGAUGGACGGUGUACGAUGUUUGGACGCGUGGAAGGAGAGGGUAUCUACUCGAUUGUCAGGAUUGCUGAGGGGGAGGUUGUUGAAGGAACGGAGAGGCCGGUGUACCCCGAACGGGUUACUGGGGUUGAGGUGUUGGAGCUGCCGAAGGGCGAGGCGUGGGCUUCUAUGAAGCCCAGGCAGAAGGUGGCACAGAGGGUGGCCGAGGAGAAGAAGGAGACGAAGAAGCCUGUCAAAAAAGGGAAGAAGGCAAAGGCCAUGCUGAGCUUUGGAGACGACGAGGCAGAGUCGGACGUGGUUAUCAAGCCCAAGAAGGCCAAGUUCAACACCGCGCUCAUUGAUGCAUCGACGACGCCGGAGGCAACGAAAGCGAUCGGCAAAGUUGCUGCCAACAAAGCCACUCCAGUAUCGCAACGACGCUCACCCUCACCACAACAACCUACACCCACUGUCCCAGCCAAGCGGAAAGCCUCGACAUCAGACGCACCGCCCUCGCCCACUCACCACCGCAAACCCUCCUCCCCAGACCCGUCAAUGCAACUCCCGCUCCGCAAUCCCGAAAUCCCAUCUCGCUCCCCGUCUGUCAGCCGCUCCACCUCCCCUCCAGGGCGCGACCUCUCCGCAACCCAGACUAAAGCCGCGCUCGACGCCCAAAUAUCCGCCCUCAAAGCCUCGAUGCGCCGCCCCACCACCACAGUCGGCGAAGUCAGCCGCAAGCAAUCCGCACUCGAGGCUCUCAUUCCCGCCACAUCAACGCGCGGGCGCAAGCGGCCCCGGCCUGGAGAUGCUGGCGCCGGAGGCCGAGAAGACGCCAAGGCGCUGAAGAUGCUGAACGCGUUCCGGACGCGCCUUGAGGCCGCGGACAGCACCGACCAUACACAGCCAGCCGUCGGGAAAGGUCAAAAUGGCAGGAGCAAAAGCCACGCCGUAGCCUCCGACGGCGACCCAACCCUCCCGGCCACAGGCGCCGGCCCAAACGCUCCCGCCGUCGACGCGGAAACCCAAGGUGACGAAGAAGCCAAGCUGUGCGACCUGCACUUCAUCGCCAACUGCCUAUCGUGUUUCGCGGCGGAUGCGGCCGAGACGGCCGAGGAGGAAGACAACGAGAAAAACAACGACCGCGGGUUCCUGGGCCAUCAACUGACGUUUGCGAAAGAUGUCUUGGGGAAGGACGGAGAGUGGCGUAAGCGGGAGAGGAAUCGGCGCGUGGAGGACGAUGAUGGCGGGCUGGUGGUGCUUGAUCCGCGGGUGAAGGAGAAGGAAUUGAAGAGGGGCAACAAGAAGAAGGAGAAGGGAGGGGGAAGGGAGUGGGAUCGAGGUCGUAGAUGA